Molecule: messenger RNA, 2242 nt
Organism: Sphaeramia orbicularis (orbiculate cardinalfish)
Lineage: Eukaryota; Metazoa; Chordata; Actinopteri; Kurtiformes; Apogonidae
Gene: slc38a9
Product: solute carrier family 38 member 9
Exons: 15
Coding region: 304-1992 (562 amino acids)
Biological process (GO): amino acid transmembrane transport
Cellular component (GO): lysosomal membrane
Molecular function (GO): L-amino acid transmembrane transporter activity
Source: RefSeq, a predicted model, not a curated record
GAAGAAGCUCCCAAAUAACAACAACACGGCGGACACUGGUCUCAUUCGGAAACACAGUGUGAGCUGUGCCUUCAGCUGCUGUUUACAUGGUGUCCGGUGUGUUUGUCUGUUCCAGUCGGUCACCACUCCGUUAAUAAGGAUUCAAAGUCUUCCUCGGUGUGGUUUUUUCUACAGAGGACUGUUUUUGAACAUGUGCUGACAAAGCAGAGGAGCAGGAAGAGGCGCAGACCGCACACACAGACUGUAUUUCCUCGCAGUCAGGUGAUGAGAGGUGAGAGGCUGUAGCCGAGAACCCCAGGCAUCAUGGAGGACGACUACAAGCCUCUGCUGGGCUCAGAACAGACCGGAGAGAGCUACUCCAACCGAGGCUCCACGGACUCUCUGGACAGAGUCACCGACUUCAAGGCCAAGAGACCUUUCCACGUGGAACCCAGGAACAUCGUCGGCGAUGACCCACAGGAGCGAGUGUCUGCUGAGGCGGCCAUCCUCAACAGCAGAGUGCAUUACUACAGCAGACUGACGGGCUCCUCCGACAGACUGCUGAGUCCUCCAAACCAUGUGAUCCCCCGUCCAGAGGAGAUUUACAUCUACAGCCCCCUGGGGAUGGCCUUCAAGGUGACGGGCAGCGACGCCUCCUCCAGAAACCCCAGUAUCAUCACUAUAUUUGCGAUAUGGAACACGAUGAUGGGCACGUCCAUCCUCAGCAUACCAUGGGGUAUAAAGCAGUCUGGUUUUACUCUGGGAAUCCUCAUCCUCAUCUUCACGGGGCUGCUGAUGCUCUACUGCUGUUACAUUGUCCUCAAAUCACCAAAAGCAAUACCCUACGUGGACACAUCAGACUGGGAAUUUCCUGAUGUUUGUCGGUACUAUUUUGGCAAGUUUGGCCAGUGGUCCAGCCUGGUCUUCUCUAUGGUGUCACUGAUUGGAGCCAUGGUGGUUUACUGGGUGCUCAUGUCCAACUUCCUUUACAACACGGGACAGUUUAUCUACAACUACGCUCACAACGUCAACGUGUCUGACUCCGAGUACGGCACCAACGGCUCAGACAAAGUCAUCUGUCCGUUUGCCCGUAAUGAUGCUGCGAACCACACCCAUGGUACUGUGGACCUGGGUGGUGGUGGAAACGGUACCACUGACUUCAGCUCCUUCGAACACUGGUGGAGUAAGACCAACACCAUCCCCCUGUACCUCAUCAUCCUUCUGCUGCCGCUGCUCUGCUUCCGCUCAGCCUCAUUCUUCGCAAGAUUCACUUUUCUGGGCACCAUAUCUGUGAUCUACCUCAUCAGCCUGGUUACGUAUAAGGCCAUCCGUCUCGGUUUCCACCUGGAGUUCCACUGGUUUGACUCCACCAAGCUUUUUGUUCCAGAGUUCAGACUGCUGUUUCCUCAGCUGACCGGCGUCCUCACUCUGGCCUUUUUCAUUCAUAACUGCAUCAUCACGUUGAUGAAGAGCAACAAACACCAAGAAAACAACGUACGAGACCUGUCUGUGGCCUACCUCCUGGUAGGUCUCACCUACCUGUACGUGGGAGUGUUGAUUUUCGCUGCGUUCCCUUCACCUCCGCUCUCCAAAGAAUGCAUCGAACCAAACUUCUUGGAUAACUUCCCCAGCAGUGAUGUGAUGGUGUUUGUGGCUCGGACCUGCCUCUUGUUCCAGAUGAUCACCGUCUACCCUCUGCUGGGAUACCUGGUCCGGGUCCAAAUGAUGGGACAGCUUUUUGGCAACCACUACCCCAGUUUCUGCCACGUCCUGUUACUGAAUAUCAUUAUUGUUGGAGCUGGAGUCCUGAUGGCCAAGUUUUAUCCCAAUAUUGGAUCAAUUAUACGGUUCUCCGGUGCCACAUGCGGUCUGGCUUUAGUGUUCAUCUUUCCGGCCUUGGUCCACAUGAUCUCUUUGAAACGACAGGGGGCGCUGUCCUGGCCCUCAGCCGUCUUCCACACUUUCUUGAUUCUGCUGGGAAUCGCCAACCUGGUGGCUCAGUUCUUCAUGUAGAAAAGACGCAGGAUUAAACAUUACAUGAUCACUCUAGUGGAACUUGAGUAGCUGUGGUUUGUCAACUUUCAUGUACCAGGAAAAACCACAGCCAUCUAGGAUCUGUCACUUUUACCGCUUUUAUCCUUUUACAUUCAUUAUGCCAGGGCUGUCAGACUCAUUUUAGUUCAGUUCCACAUUCAGCCAAAUCUGAUCUGCAGUGGGCCGAACCAGUAAAAUAAUAACAGAAUAAUAUAGAAAUAAUGUCCAC